AUCCAUAAAUGAAAAAUGGCGACGUCCAGAAUAAAUGAAGGGUAUCCAUAGUCAUAAAUGCUUUAAUAAAUAAAAAAAAACCUGCUGUUUAAACACAUGUUUUUAGCCCAAUAUUGAUUAUCUUCCAGUUUUAACUGAAGUAUAUCAGGAAACAUUUGAAAGUCCCAUCAAGUGUAAGUUUUUGGCCGAUUAUUUUUAAUUAUAGCAUAGGCUAUUUUAUUUAAAAUUAAUUAAAGUAAGGAAAUCAACUUUAAAUUAAGUGUCAAGUGAAUUCCAGACUAGCUUGCUGGUCACUUUCCACCUCAUCCACUGUGACCGGUGUCUUCUUGCUCUUAAUUAUAAAAUAGUCAUAGGUAGGCCCACUCUAUUUAACCCUCAAAAGACAUCCCUGAGGUAAAAUUUGACACCAGCCUUUAUUUUUGUUUCCUCCCAUAAUUUUAUCUAUUUGGUAAUCUUGAAGUUCAGGUGCCUAUAUUAUUUCUGAUCAAAUUUUCUAUUAUCGCGUGUAAAAUUAUGUGUAUUCUUUAUAAAAUUUAGUCCAGACAGUUUUAUUUAACACUAACAAUAAAUCUGUACAGCACUAACUUUUAUUUUUAUUGAUUUUUAUAGCCCCCAUGAAGGUUGCCAGGUGUCCACUAUUUGAGCGGACGGUCCGCUUUUUUCACAUUAUUUUGACUAUUUUUUUUUCACAAAAUAGUGGACAUUUUUUAAAUUCAAAAGUGACAAAAGCUUUAUGAUGAAAUGGUACGUAAUCUAAAGUUGUACAGUCUAAUCUAAGAGAAUAAGGAUAAUAGGAUUAUCAUGUUGUGUCUUUUUUUUUUUCAUAAGUUAGAAUGAGACAAAGAUCGAAAAGCCAUUGAACUUGAUUCUCUGAAAAAAUAUAUAAUUUAACUUUACCCCCCCCCCCCCCCCCCCCCCUCCCCCCCCUUUUUUUUCUUAUCACCACGCCCCCCCCCCCCCCCCCUAAGCCAUUGAACUUGAUUCUCUGAAAAAAUAUAUAAUUUAACUUUCCCCCCCCCCCCCUCCCCUUUCUAUCCGCUAUAUUUUGGAAGCAGACCUGGCAACCCUAGCCCCACAUUGGUACAUAGCCCAUAGAGUAAACCAUCUCUCCAUUUUCUUGUUGGAUUUUUUUAUCCACCCUACUUGCCUGAUUGCAAUUUUUCAACUGAAAGCUUAUUCACAAAAAAUGAAACAAGAAAUUAGAUUUAUAUUAAAUUAUACCAAAAUUAUUAUUGAUGCUUAACUUUUCAAACUAAAAGCUUGUUCACAAAAUAAAUUUAUAUAAAAUUGGCGGGUAUAUUGGCUAGUUUUAGGAAAAAUUAAAACUAUGAGUUUAAACUUCAGUACCGGAUUUUGAAUACAGAUAAUCAAAUGUACGUGUUUUAAGUUUGAUCUUGUUCCACUCACCCAUGCCCAUGCAGGAGCCUUUGUUUGGAUAAUAUUUAUACACCCCAUAUAAGAAAAAAAAAAGAAUGUAAGAAUUUCGGGCUCCUAUAAAAUAACGGAACAUCUAAUUAAGUUCAAGCAACACCCCCUUUCUCUCCCCCCACAGUAUUUCAUUCUUUUUGUGAACAUGCCUACAAUUGGAAAAUUUUGUUUAGCAUACCAACUAAUAAGUAAUAAAAAAUCUGGCAACAGAGUGAAAAAAUACAAAACAAAUGGAGCUAUGGAAGGUUGGGGAAUGUUCAAAGAUGCUUUAGAAAUAAAAUAAAACGAAAAUAAGCGCUGUAUAAUUCAGUAGUAGUUAACUAUCACUGCCUGGAUUUAAUUUAAUGAAGAAUACACGUAAGUUUACAUGCGAUUAGAAGAAAUUCGAUCAGAAAUAAUAUAUGCACCUGAACUGCAAGAUCACGGUACCAUUUAUUUUUUAUUUACAAAUUCCGUUCAAACAUCCUUCAAUCUUCCUGAAUUUGAUUCAUGAUUUUGUCACAAGAAGUAUCCAUCUGUAAUCUAGUGUACAGAGGAAGAUCAGUUGUAGGCUACAGUUGAGUGUAGGUAGACAUGGUGUUUUUGUGCUGUUGAUUGUUUUUCAAAAUUCAAUUUUUCCUUUCUUGGGGAAAAUUUUAAAAGGAAGUUUAAGUUAUAGCUUAAAGAGCUAGUUGGGUUAUAGCGGUAAAUUUACGCUCUCUGCGCUAUGGUGUUUAUGGUUGUAUUUUAAUUCUAAAGAAAGUUAUGAAUUUUUAGUGAAUUAUUUUGGGAUAACUCUGUUAAUUGAGACAUAUAUAGGAAAAGAUAAAAGUGAUCCAAAUAGAAACUAGGCAGAGAUGUUAAAAAGAGUAGUAAUUUGAAGUCAUUUAAGAAAUUAAUGAAGAUACCAUUGCAAAUCAUUUAUAUCUGAUCAAUAUAUAUUUCCAAAAAAAUUCUUCAUUUAAAAUCAGAAGAUGCAGUAUUGUUUAGCAUCCAAUUUUCUUUAAAAUAAUGUAUCACACAUGUUAAACAAAGAAAUGUCAGUAAAUCAAAUUUUUUCCCAAUAUUUAAAUUUUGAAGUUUACAAAAAAGUUGAACUAGGGGCACGUAAAUCUGCAAUGAUUUGACACUAGCAGAAAACUGAUUUACCCAAGUACCUACCCCAGGUGUGCGUACAUGUUUUUUUUCUUCAAAAUUUAGAUUUCUUUUAUUUAAAAAUUAAAUUUGUGUCUUUUGCAUGCAUGUAGUAAAAAAUAAAAGGCCUCCUGUGCACAACUAGUAGAUAAGAUUGUUCAUCUGCAUUUUGUUAAAAGUGAGGACAAUGCUUUUUGAGAUCAAGAAGAUGCUUUGUAGGAAGAUCAUAAUAUGAUGUUGCCAACACCGCUGAUGAUGUUUUUUGGUAUUGCUGCAGGAAAUGCAUUGGUCGCAUACGCACUCAACAUGCCCGAGGAUCAGAAUGAGAUGAAGAUAAAAAGAAAAAAAAUUAUUCCUUAGCAACGCACAGGAUUUAGUGACACCAUUCUAUUUGUAACACAAUACAAAAUCCCUACAUUACUUAAGAGGAACAUCAAAAUCAAAACCACAAUAGCUAUGCAUGGAUUUAUCUCUACUUCCAAAAAAAAAAAAACACUUCACAGGCUUCAUAUGAAGAGAGGGCCAUUAGUAGUAAAGAUGUGAAGAAAAAAAAUUUCUGCUAAGGAAGUGGGCACCAUAUCUGCAAAGAAUAUAUGUUGUUACUUGAGAGGCUGGCACAAAUAAGAAAGAAACUGAUGAAUCUGAUUAGCCAGUUGCAUUUUAAACUGUAAACUCUAUUUUAUGGCAUGGAAUAUGUUGGUUUAAAAGCAAAUUAACUGAAAAGGGGCCAAGUUAAAAUGAAUCUCAAGUCUAAAUGGAGAUGAGAUUUGAACAUGUAUAUAAUUAACAUAUGCAGUAUUUAUUAAGACAUAAUUAUUUUAAUACAUUCAACUUGUGAAAUAAAUUUGAGCACACUGACACUGGAUAAUAAGUGCUCCUCAUUCAUUAAUAAUGCAAUUACAGCCAGGUAUUUAAAGAAUAAAUGCCCUUUGGUAAGGAGAGCACUGUGCACCUGAGAUUUAUGCUUUCUAACUGGCCUUAGUACAAUUUGGUAUAAACAGGGAUCAAAGUGUGCUAAAUUUUAUAAAUAUAGGAUAAAAAUAGAAUUAGUUUGUAAAUCUUUUUUCCUUCUGAGUUCACUUUCAACACUGUAGACAGAAACUGUAUUAAGUUCAUUAAUAACUUUGUAAUAAGAAGAUGGGAAAUUAUUACCACACUGCCAACAAGACAAUAUCAAAAUACAGUCGAACAUGCUUAUCUCAACCUCGGUUAUCUCUCCAACCCUGUUAUGUCAACGUUUUUGAAGUUGAACCGCAAAAUUAUCUCUUUGUCUUAGCAUUUUCUCCUCGGUUAUGUCAAUUCUCUUAUGUUGCCGAACCUUGAUAUCUUGAGCGCAAAAGGCGGCCAAAUUUGCCACUUAAACUCGGUUAUCUCGAUUCCCACGACCAAUCGCUGGCUUUUGAACUCUGCAAGAAGAAAUAGCAAACAAUAAAUAAACAAGUUUUUCAUAAUUAAAAAUAAUUAUUUAUUUCUCAAAAAACAGGACUUGUGUUUUAGAAUGAACCUAGAAGUAAUUUAAAUAAAUAUGUUUUAAUUCGAGGUUUAAAAACCCGAUAGAGUCCAUAUUAUAAAUUAUCAUAAUUUGCUGUGUGCAAAACAUUGUCAUGGGUAGCCAUUCACGGUCACUUGCAUAAUGGCUAUGCCAUGGUACAACGUCAGAGUUUCAUUCAUAAGAGUUUGCCGUGUGCAAAAGCUAUUAAAUCAUUGGUCAGGGAAAGCUUUAAUUAAAUAGUCAUGUUCCAAAGUUGAAAGCUCAAAAUAAGUAGUCCCUAAAUAGCAUUUUAGUAAUAAGGGGAUGCGUUGCUUUAUAUAAACUAUAUAGUCAUUGCGCAAGAAUUAACGCACAUCAUGUACAUAAAGAAAUUUCAAGCACAUGUUAAUAUAUUGCCGCCAUAUUGGUUUUCAGUUAUCUAAAUGCUUUUUUGCAACCCUGAGGCCGUCGACAUAGCGGGUUCUACCGUAGCAAAUUUAUCCCUCAUAUCUGCUGAAAAAACCAUCAAAUUAUAGCUUCCCCCUGUUUUUAUACCUAGAAUAAUUAAUCCAACAAUUCUUUCUAUUAAACUUGUAUGAUGUCUGCAAUAAAAGAAGCCUGUAUAACAUUCCAUCUAUUUUAGUCUGUUUUUAUUUUUAAUAUUACAGUAUUUAAAAAAAAAUCUAUUGCCUAAUUGGGUUAACCCCUUCAAUCCUGCAGAUGUAAGUUCCAGGUAAUGACGCUUGAUUCUAGCUUUUGCCAGUUCUGGAAAAUGACCCUCUAACUGGGAAUUAAUGUAGGCCUCUAGCUAAAAUGUUUUACUGUGUACUUGUCACAUUUUAACCAACUCCUACAGUCUCAAAUAGCUCCUUUGCUUUGGUAACAGAUUUUUGUUGUCAUUCAUAAGGUUAAACACAAACCUGAAGCAUAUUACCGGUACCUCAUUUUUCUAAUUUAUCAAAUUCAGAACUAAAUUUUUAGUUAAUAAAUCAAACAAUAAGUUUUCUAAGUCAAAUGCAAAGUAUGCAUUCAUUGUAUUUUUUUAUAGAUGAAUACUGGUACAUGUAAUCCAUUUAGAGUCAUUAACAUCAAAUUACAUUUUUUUAUCAUCUUCAGUUUCAUGGCUAUGAACAUUACCAAGCUGGCUCAAAGCCUACGUUGUCUAACAGUUAAUCAGCUGUCCUAUUCUGUUAAUCAAACAUGUAGAAGGUGAGUACUAGUCAUUAUGUUUAAGCGUUUAACUUCUGUGGCCAACAUUAAGCAUUAAUCUGCCCCCUUUUCUUGCCUAGGGUGUCUUUACUGGUGUAUGAAACAGCCACUGCAAUCAAUUUCCCCAAAAUCAGUCUUAAAACAAAAAUAUAUCUGUUAAAAUAUGCAGCCUGGUAGAAAUGAGAAUAGGUUAACAUACAUGGUUUUAUCAGCAAUGUCUCACAAAUUAAGAUGAUUUUCAAAAACUAAACAUCAUAUACAAUAUGUCGGUAUGCACAUGUUAGAUUGACUCAUAUUAUUUUAAACUGCAAUCAUUGAGCAUGACCUAAAAUGACUUUUCAAUAAUGUUACAUAAAAUUUUUCAUGUUUUUAAAAAAAAAAAUUAUGUGAUUUAUUUGUGAAUUCAUCAGGGAAAUUCAUGAGACUGCCAACUGCUUGAAAAACUUUAAUACUCGAGUACCAAAAAAUAUAAAGAUUGGUCGGUUUAGAUUUGAGAAAAGUGUAGAUUUUAACAAAUAUACAUUAACACCCCUGAAAACAGCUAAGACAGGUGGAAGAGGGCCUGAUGGUACGUUAUAUAUUAUACUUUUUAAACCUUUUCUAAUUAUUGUAAUAAAAUGUGGAUGUGGAUGAAUGGAUAUUUUGUGAGUAAGUAAAUAUAAUUUUGACCAUGUUUUACCGAAUGAUUUUUUUUACUGCUAACAUUUUUAAAAAAUUAUAGGACUUCAGAAAUGCUUUGUAUAAACGAGGUUCAACACCUUUUAUUAAAAUAUUAAAACGUGUGCAUAAUAUAUUGACAGCAAAAUGUGUUGACUAUUGUGUUUUAAAUUGUAUUUUAGGUAAAAUUUGGGUUCAUAGGAUUGGUGGGGGAGACAAGCUGUUGUACAGAAUGAUCGACUCCAAGAGAGUAGGUCCAAAAGAUGGUGAACCACUGAUAGAACGUGUCAAUACAGUGAUGAAAGACCCUUGUCGUUCUGCUUUUAUUGCGGUGGUUGCUGGAGGUAACAAAAAAAGGUACAUCAUAGCCUCUGAAAACAUGAAAGAAGGAGACUUAAUAAAAACAUCUGGAGUGGUCUCUUCUAUGCCAGGUACAUAUACAUUUUUAUCAUAAGAUAUAUUAUAAAUAAAAAAGAUGCAGUGAAAUUAAAGCUUAUACUUAUAAAAUGUAUUUGUUGAUUUCUAAAUUAUUUGUUUAUUUAUUUAACAUUGGGUACUGGUUAACUCUAAAUUAAAUUUCUUUCUUAUGUAACUCAGGAUUUAUAUUUUUUUUAAAUGUAAUUAUUCUCAUUCAAUUCUUUUGGGUUCCAUUAGUUCGAGCUUCAGAAGGCGACGCCCAUCCAGUCGGUUCAUUACCACUUGGAACCAUUGUACAUAAUAUUGAAAGACUUCCUGGAGAAGGAGGGAAAGUAGCACUGGCAGCGGGGACGUCAGGCGUUUACCUGCGUAGGCUGGGAGAUAAAUGUGUCAUACGCAUGCCCUCUAAGCGAGAGAUCAUUGUAUCUCAGGAGUGCAUGGUGACCAUUGGACGUGUCUCCAACCCUGAGCACCAUAAAACAAAAAAAAUGAAGACAGCAGGUGAGAACCGACGGCGGGGUAAGCGACCACACAGUGGCUGGUGGCAGAGAAAGACUGGAUACCAUGGCAGGAAAAUACGACCCAUGAAACCCCCUGUUGUAUUUGACAAACCAUAUGUUGAAAAACCUGAGGUGUUUAGAUUAACAGUUUGAUCUUUAUUUUUUCAAUUCGAUGUAAUAAAGUCAUAUUAAUUAUAA
Lymnaea stagnalis (great pond snail) is the source of this 6993-nucleotide messenger RNA. Lineage: Eukaryota; Metazoa; Mollusca; Gastropoda; Lymnaeidae. The record is from the annotation of a GenBank genome assembly.